This is a messenger RNA of Acanthocheilonema viteae, 453 nucleotides long. The record is from the annotation of a GenBank genome assembly. NCBI's taxonomy places the organism in Eukaryota, Metazoa, Nematoda, Chromadorea, Rhabditida, Onchocercidae.
GAUUAUUUCUGUUGCGGUUUGGAGGACAAUCAUAUAAUUCGUGAGACGACUUUAGAAUACGAUCAACCACAACGUUUCAUUGCUUAUGGCAGUACUUUUCAGAUUGAUUACACAUUACUGAUCAUUGGUUUGAUUGUUAGUAUAAUUCUGAGUGUUCUUUGUUCAUUCUUAUGUUGCCUUCUAUGCAACGGAUGUUGGCUUCAUCGACGACGCAAUCCGCAAUUAUACGAAUCCGUAAACGAUUCCGGAUUCUAUCCAUUAUGCUGCGGAUUUGGUAUUCCGAUGGGAACGAUAGUAUUUAGCACACAUCCGCCAGUGUUUCGGGAUGAAUCAGAGCUUUAUACCGGAUCAUCAGUCUCAUCGUACGGUAAUCGAAGUCGAGUUCGAUUUAAUGAUAAUGGUACUCCGCGUGGAGUAUUGAAAGGCAAUUUGAAUGCAUCUGCGGGGUCAUGA